This is a messenger RNA of Solea senegalensis (Senegalese sole), 1206 nucleotides long. It is a transcript of the gene prr15lb, whose product is annotated as proline rich 15 like b. The transcript is spliced from 2 exons. The record is from RefSeq and is a predicted model, not a curated record. The coding region runs from base 198 to 533 and encodes 111 amino acids. NCBI's taxonomy places the organism in Eukaryota, Metazoa, Chordata, Actinopteri, Pleuronectiformes, Soleidae.
UGCUACUAGAAUGCUGUAUGCAACGACAAGUUCAGGGAGCAGAGGCAUAGAGGAAGAGAUGCUACACCUGUUCAUGAACACCUGAGGAGGAAAGAAGAGACUGAGGAGUGUAGAACUUGCAAGAAUGACGGUGUAGGAUCACAUCUGAAAGAAACUCCUUUGGCCAGCUCUCUGUCAACAAGGUCUCUGUUGGUGCGAUGGCUGACCCAAGCUGGUGGAAGUUGACCUUCUCACGCAAGAAGAAGUCUGAACCUAAGGUUUUGUAUGAGAUCCCAGCUGAGUAUGGCAGUAACACUGGGAAGAAAGAACACUCGAGCAAUAAUUCCCCUCCCGACCACAUAGACAGCCAGUUCAAUGUCAGGCUGGAGAAGAUUGUGGACAAAUCGGCCACCAAAGGACGCCACGUCAAGGUCUCUCACUCUGGUCGCUUCAAAGAGAAGAAGAAGGUCCGCGCCACGCUGGCUGAGAACCCAAAUCUGUUUGGAGAGCAUACCCUCGGUGACGAGAACCAUAAAAACAAGACUGAUAAAUAGUGCACAUGCUCCCAAAGAUACACACCUACAUGCACAUGCUCAUCGCAACCGUGUUAUACGUCAGUGUCACGUUUCUAAAGAGCUUUGAUGAAGGAUGAAACACAUGCAAUCACAACCAUGCUGCAGAGCAUGUGCAAGGUGGAGAAACACUUGUAACCAAGCGCCACGCCCAAGUCAACACUGUAACCAAUGGAAUCACACCUAUACAAACAACUGAUAUCAGCAGACAAGCAUUAAACAGUCACCAAAAAAGAGAGAAGCCUAAACAAAGUAAAAGGGACAUUUGACUUAUCAAAGGUUGUUUUUUUGGUUUUUUUAAACACUAAGCAAUAACGUUAUAUCUAUAAAUAAUGUAACUUAACUGAAGGACAGAGAGUCUGUCUAACCUCAAGUAUAUUUCAUGAUUGAAAAGCAACACUAAUGUAAAUUAAUUAUUAUUUUUUAAAUAUUAUGGAUGUGGAGCUUUUGAAUGACAUUUCCUUUGUAUCUCGUAUUCAAUCAGUGCACAAAUGAAGAUGUCUGUGUGUUGUGCAACCAAAGCACAAUACAUUUUUAUUAUAUUUUUUUGUGAACAAUGCAAAUAGAAACUUGAUUGUAAUGGCUGCCUCAAAGACAUUGUUAAUACUUUAGAUCUUCUAAAUUAAAAUCAAUAAAUAAAAAACUGUUCAUAUGA